Esox lucius (northern pike) is the source of this 1521-nucleotide messenger RNA. It is a transcript of the gene ufd1l, whose product is annotated as ubiquitin recognition factor in ER associated degradation 1. The record is from RefSeq and is marked provisional. Gene Ontology annotation, molecular function: polyubiquitin modification-dependent protein binding. NCBI's taxonomy places the organism in Eukaryota, Metazoa, Chordata, Actinopteri, Esociformes, Esocidae. Gene Ontology annotation, cellular component: VCP-NPL4-UFD1 AAA ATPase complex.
CAUCGUGGCUAAGCGGAAGACAACAUAAGAGUUUCAGCCGUUAGACGGAUAAUAACAACUCUGUUUUAUUAUUGCUUUAUUUUAUAUAUAAUACGGUUUGGUAGUGCUACUUUUCAUCAUGUUUUCCUUCAACAUGUUUGACCACCCAAUCCCACGGGCUUUCCAAAAUCGCUUCUCCACUCAAUACCGCUGCUACUCUGUGUCCAUGUUGGCGGGUCCCAACGACCGGUCUGAUGUUGAGAAAGGAGGAAAAAUUAUAAUGCCACCAUCUGCACUUGACCAACUAAGUAGACUUAACAUCACCUACCCAAUGCUGUUCAAACUGACCAACAAGAACUCAGACAGAAUGACACACUGUGGUGUCUUGGAGUUUGUAGCAGAUGAGGGGAUUUGUUACCUGCCACACUGGAUGAUGCAGAACCUCUUGCUAGAGGAAGGGGGCCUAGUCCAGGUGGAGAGUGUUAACCUUAUGGUGGCCACAUAUUCCAAGUUCCAGCCCCAGAGCCCAGACUUCCUGGAUAUCACUAACCCCAAAGCUGUGUUAGAAAAUGCCUUAAGAAACUUUGCCUGUUUAACCACAGGAGAUGUUAUCGCAAUUAACUACAAUGAAAAGAUCUAUGAACUGCGAGUGAUGGAGACUAAGCCAGACAAGGCAGUGUCUAUCAUUGAAUGUGAUAUGAAUGUGGACUUCGAUGCUCCGCUGGGAUACAAAGAACCGGAGAGACGUUACAAAGUACCAGAGGAGCCCACAGAGGAGGAAGGAGACCCCGGCACUUGGACUGACAUGGACAUGAGAUUCAGAGCCUUCACUGGUUCUGGCAAUCGUCUGGAUGGCAAAAAGAAGGGCAUUGAACCCAGCCCCGUUCCCAUUGAUCCAAGUGACAUUAAAAGAGGCAUUCCUAACUAUGAGUAUAAAGUCGGGAGGAUCACGUUCAUCAGAAACUCCAGGCCUCAGCCCAGGAAAACUGCAGAGGAUGAGGAUUCUGAAUUCAUUGCCUUCUCUGGGGAGGGACAGUCACUACGCAAGAAAGGUGGCAGAAAACCUUGAAGCACUAUCGUAUUAAACUGAGGCUAAUUGACAGUGCACAUUAUAUAAAUACCAACACACCUAGCAGUUACAACCAAUUUAGACAAGUUAUGAAAAGAGCUGGGUUCAUUUUUCUGUCCUUUAGAAAGAAUCUGCAGGAUUUAACUUUCUGUUGGUCAUGGUAUAACAAAGUUCCAGUUGGUUAACAUGAUACAUCACUUUUAAGAAACUGAGUGAUAGUAACUGGUUUGAGCCCAGCCUAAGCCAAGCUUUCAUUCACAUUGUUAUACCAUUUUGAUCCAUAAUGGAAAAAUCAUGAUUUCUUUUAUUUUUAUUUGAGUUAUUGUUCAAGAUGGAGUUGGAUUGAUAUUUUGGAAUAUAACAGAAUAAGGACAUUGGAACCCGUUUGGCUUUGAAACGUUUGACAGUGACAAUGAGUGAUUCUUAACUGCUUUUUCAUUUAUUUAUGAACUCUGAAAUAAAGUAAAGCAUUU